Molecule: messenger RNA, 2027 nt
Organism: Rhizophagus irregularis DAOM 181602=DAOM 197198
Lineage: Eukaryota; Fungi; Glomeromycota; Glomeromycetes; Glomerales; Glomeraceae
Product: Serine/threonine-protein kinase
Biological process (GO): peptidyl-serine phosphorylation; intracellular signal transduction
Molecular function (GO): ATP binding; protein serine/threonine kinase activity
Source: RefSeq, a predicted model, not a curated record
AACCAUCUUAUUUUUUAAUAUUGACCUAUACAUUACACAUCUGAAUCGAAAAAAAUGACAGACUAUGAUAUGCAGACUUCUUCAAAUUAUUCCUCGGGAUCACCGUCUUCUGGUGGCUUUGGUGGUAAUGGCGGUCAAGAAUACGUAGUUUUUGAUAGAACUACUGAAGGUUUCUCGAAGGGUACUUUGGACAGAUCUACCGCCGCAAAAUUAAAAUUAGAACACUUCUAUAAGGUUACGUUGGAUCAAGCGAGAGAGCGUAAUGACCGACGUAAUGAACUUGAAAAAAAACUCGAAAAAGAAGAUAUCUCAGAUGAACGAAAGAACAGACAACUUCAAUCACUUGGAAGAAAAGAAUCUUCUUUUUUGAGACUUCGAAGGACUAGAUUAGGAUUAGAAGAUUUCGUUACCGUCAAAGUAAUCGGUAAGGGUGCAUUUGGCGAGGUUCGAUUAGUUCAAAAAGCUGAUACAGGGAAAAUAUAUGCAAUGAAAACUUUAAGAAAGGCAGAUAUGUUUAAAAAAGAUCAGUUGGCUCACGUUAAAGCUGAGCGUGAUGUUCUUGCUGAAUCUGAUUCUCCAUGGGUAGUUCAACUAUUUUACUCCUUCCAAGAUGUGUCAUAUCUUUAUCUUAUUAUGGAAUUUUUGCCCGGUGGUGAUUUAAUGACAAUGUUGAUCAAGUAUGAUACCUUCUCGGAGGAUGUAACAAGAUUUUAUAUUGCAGAGUGUGUUUUAGCCAUUGAAGCAAUUCACAAACUAAAUUUCAUUCAUCGAGACAUCAAACCGGAUAACAUUUUGAUCGACAAAGAUGGUCAUAUUAAAUUGUCCGAUUUUGGUCUUUCUACUGGUUUUCAUCGAACACACGAUUCUGCAUAUUAUCAAAGACUUUUAGAUGGAAGCCUUAAUACUUCAUCAGGUCACAGACAAUUAGGUAGUGAAGCUAAUAUUAAUUUGACAUUAUCGAGCAAGGACAGAAUUGCCACAUGGAAAAAAAAUCGAAGAGCUUUGGCUUAUUCCACGGUUGGUACACCGGAUUAUAUUGCACCCGAAAUUUUCUUACAGCAAGGUUAUGGCCAAGAAUGUGAUUGGUGGUCACUAGGAGCCAUCAUGUUUGAAUGUCUUGUAGGUUAUCCACCAUUUUGUAGUGAAAAUGCUCAUGAAACUUAUAGAAAAAUUAUCAAUUGGCGGGAUCAAUUAUAUUUUCCUGAUGAUGUUCAUUUAGGUCCUGAAGCAGAAAAUUUAGUUCGACGACUUAUUUGUGCACCUGAACAACGUUUGGGACGUCAUGGUGCCGAAGAAAUUAAAGUACAUCCAUUUUUUGCUGGAGUAGAUUGGGAUACCAUUCGCAGCAUUGAAGCACCUUUUGUACCAAAUUUGAAAUCUAUUACUGAUACUAGCUAUUUCCCUACAGACGAUCUGGAUAAGAUUCCAGAACAACCCCAAACUAUCGAACGUAACAAUUCAAACGCUACUGGAGAAUAUAAUCAAAAAGACUUGGCUUUCGUCGGUUAUACAUACAAGAGAUUUGACGUUCUUACAAGAAAAAAUGCUUGGUAAAUUAUUAUUUAAGUUGGUAGGGUAAAAAGGAAUUAAAGAACGAUCGAAAGGAAAUUGUAUUAUCACUUUAUUUAUUUUACAAAUUCUCGGUAAAUAUUAAAUAUAUUUGUAUUCCGAGAUAUAAACCUCAUGAAUUUCAGCAGAAGAAAAAAAAAUAUUAAAAAACAUGAUUAGCCAAAGUUUAUUUUUUAGAAACAAGUGAAAUAGUCUAUAAAGUAAUAUUAUUAAUGUAUGUAUAGAAAUUAUUUUUAACAUUGAAUUAUAAUAUUAUCGAUCAAAAUUUGUUGAACUACUAAAUUUUUUUAGACAUUCAUGAUUGAAGUGACUUAUUUAUAAUUUAUAAUAUAUUAAAAAUAUAGAGAAUAAUAUAUGUGAUUAAGUAUAUAUUUAUUAAUUAGCUUAACAUCAUAAAAGACAUUCAUCAUUUACCAUAAAAAUAAAGUAACAUCAAUACUUGUUGUUAUUAAACAUUA